This is a messenger RNA of Syngnathus acus (greater pipefish), 2059 nucleotides long. RefSeq names its product FEZ family zinc finger 1 (gene fezf1). Bases 106 to 1440 code for a protein of 444 amino acids. The record is from RefSeq and is a predicted model, not a curated record. Gene Ontology annotation, cellular component: nucleus. Lineage: Eukaryota; Metazoa; Chordata; Actinopteri; Syngnathiformes; Syngnathidae. The transcript has 4 exons.
GGUCUGCUCGAACCCCGGUCGGCUGAAAGGCCUGUCGACGAUGGUGAUGACCCUCCCGGCGGGCCGCUGAGUGACGACGCUCGGCCCCCUCUCGAGCGGCGCUCCAUGGACGCGCGCCGGCGCGGCAUGCCGGGCGCGCCUCCGGCCGUCGCGGGCCAGCAGGCCACGACGCCGGCCUCCUCCUUCUCCUCCUCCUCCUCCUCUUCUUCCUCUUCGUCGUCGCACGCCAAAUCCUUGGCCUUCUCCAUCGAGCGGAUCAUGGCUCGGACGCCCGAACCCAGGGCAGUGCCGCUGCCCGGCUGGUUCCGGCCGGCUCCGGCGAGGCUGCCCGACGUGUGCCCGUCAUCGCUGCACUGUAUGAUCCCGCUGGUUCCGCUCGGUUACGCGGAGCAGCACCGGCUCGCCCUCCACCAGGGCUGCCCGGAGGCGGGGGCAGCGGUGCUGGCCGCGGACGUCCCCCCGGCAGCGACGGACCUGCUCGGGUUCGGACUCAACUACGCCGGCCGGCAGGAUGAGCCCGCCCGGAAUCAGCCGGACGGCGGCCAUUACAAACUUUUCCGGCCCCGCGUGGUGACCCAGUCGGCGUUCCCGUCACGAGGUACCGUGUGCUACCUCAACUGCAGCGGCGGCGCGGGCGGCGGUGCCGGGGACGCCGGUCCGGCGGGGCUCCUCAACCUGCACCCGAUGGCCUCGUACCUGCUGUCCGGCCGGCACAAAGCGGGCCCGCUUCCCUACCAGGCUGCGCAGAACCACCUGCAGAGCCUCAUCAAGGAGCGCGACUUUGGGGAGAAGAUUCUCAAGAGCUCGUCGUCGUCCUCGGCGGCGGCGGCAGCGGCGGCGGCGGCGGCGGCGAGACUUGCUGGAGGAAAACCCAAAGUGUUCACCUGCGAAGUCUGCGGAAAAGUGUUCAACGCGCACUACAACCUGACUCGCCACAUGCCCGUGCACACGGGCGCGCGCCCGUUUGUCUGCAAAGUCUGCGGAAAAGGUUUCAGGCAGGCCAGCACACUCUGCAGACACAAGAUUAUACACACUCAGGAAAAGCCUCACAAGUGCAGCCAGUGCGGCAAAGCGUUCAACCGCAGCUCGACGCUCAGCACGCACACGCGCAUCCACGCCGGCUACAAACCUUUCGUCUGCGAGUUCUGCGGCAAAGGAUUCCACCAGAAAGGCAAUUACAAGAAUCACAAGCUGACGCACAGCGGCGAGAAGCAGUUCAAGUGUUCCAUCUGCAGCAAAGCCUUCCACCAAGUCUACAACCUCACCUUCCAUAUGCACACGCACAACGACAAGAAGCCCUUCACCUGCCCCACCUGCGGCAAAGGCUUCUGCCGAAACUUCGACCUCAAGAAGCACGUCCGCAAGCUGCACGAGCACGCCGCCAUGGCCAUCCAGCGGGCCGCUGCCUCGCCGCCGCCUGUGGCGACGCAGCGGCCCUGAGCCCCGGACACGGGCCGCUCGCCAUUCGAAACCGCAGAAAGUCAUCGGACCGCGUCUGUUCCGCCAUAUAGAAAGAUUCUAUUGAAAUAGUCCUCCUUCAGAGGCCCAUCUUCUUCUUUCAAACAGUUUUAAUCACAAUCAUGUGCCAACAUCUAGUGGCCGACGGUGGAACUACAGUCAUCAUGAACAGAAGAAAAUGGAGGUGUAAUUAGACCACCUCUCCCCAAAACAAUGUGAAGAAAUCAUUUAAAAAAAGCAAACCAGUCACUUUUUGUUCCCAAUUGCCAAAUGCCCAGAAUGCAUGACACUCGGCGUGACCACGCCCACUUCCUGGUGCUUUUUUUUUUUUUUUUGAUUACCCUUGCAUCGAACCUUUUGCAUCAGCAGACGUCUUUGGACUUGGCUGACAGGCGCUUGAGUGAGUGACAAGAAACGAUUAGGCAGUUUUUCGAAUGGAUGUCUUCCCACUGCUGAGGUGAAUUUCCACCUCAAGUCCCAAAAAAACUCAAGUUCUUGGUUACUGUUUUCUAGUUUAGACAAGGUUCCUACCAGAGCCCAGCCCAAAGCUUCUUGGAUCUAUCAAAAGUACUCUCCUGUCGUAUCGUCUUCUUUUGACCCC